This is a messenger RNA of Glycine soja, 1226 nucleotides long. RefSeq names its product ferritin-3, chloroplastic-like. The record is from RefSeq and is a predicted model, not a curated record. NCBI's taxonomy places the organism in Eukaryota, Viridiplantae, Streptophyta, Magnoliopsida, Fabales, Fabaceae. Gene Ontology annotation, molecular function: ferrous iron binding; ferric iron binding. Gene Ontology annotation, biological process: intracellular iron ion homeostasis; iron ion transport. Gene Ontology annotation, cellular component: cytoplasm. The transcript is spliced from 8 exons. The coding region runs from base 161 to 958 and encodes 265 amino acids.
GUUCGGAAAAGUCCGAUGAAUCAAUUCAAUUCAUAAAUAAAGUCAAACUAAUCUGAACGGUCAGUUAUUCUCUAAUUACUAGUAUUAGUACUAGCACACUUUACGUUCGGUUGCACAAUUUGCUCCAACACUUUGUGUUUCUCUCUAUCUUUUUCUAACCAUGCUCUUGGGAAGUUCUUCAUCCAUCUAUGUCUCGCUCUCAGAUAGAGCAAAGCUUGUCCCUUCUCUGUCUUCCUCUGCACCCUUUUUGAAUUCUCUUAAUGGUUCUUAUGGUUUGAGGUUCUUCUCCAAGAGAAAUGUGGGUUGUGGGGUUGUGGCUAAGGUCUCUAAGGAGGCUGAAAACCAACCCAUUUUGGGUAUAGCGUUUGAACCUUUUGAGGAAGUGAAAAAAGAGCUUCUUGUCAUCCCUUCAGUGCCCCAUGCAUCACUGGCUCGCCAAAUGUACACUGAUCAGUGUGAGGCUGCACUCAAUGCACAGAUCAACGUGGAGUACAAUGUCUCCUACGUGUAUCAUGCCAUGUAUGCCUACUUCGACAGAGACAAUGUUGCUCUGAAGGGAUUGGCCAAAUUUUUCAAGGAAUCAAGUAUGGAGGAAAGACAGCAUGCUGAGAUGAUGAUGGAAUAUCAGAAUAAAAGAGGAGGCAGAGUUCAGCUGCAGUCAAUGCUGAUGCCAUUUUCAGAAUUUGAUCACUCAGAAAAGGGUGAUGCAUUAUAUGCAAUGGAACUUGCAUUAUCUUUGGAAAGGCUGAAUAAUGAGAAGCUUCUAAAUUUACACAGCUUAGCAAAUGAAAACAAUGAUGUGCAAUUUGUUGACUUUCUUGAAAGCGAGUUUUUGGUUGGUCAGGUGGAAGACAUUAAAAAGAUCUCAGAAUAUGUGGCCCAGUUAAGAAGAAUGGGAAAAGGACAUGGUGUUUGGCACUUUGAUCAGAUGCUCCUUAAUGGAGGUGUAGCUGCAUGAUAUUUGUCUACAAUAUUGCCUACUAGCAUUUAAGCAGAAAACAUUUAUGCCCAUGAACUCAUACAUAUUUUCACCAAUAAUUGUCCUAGUUUUUUUUUUUAAUUAUCAUGUGAAAUCUUAGUCAAGUCAAAGUAGUUAGGUUGGGGUUAGUUUUCAACUUGAGUAAACCUUGAAUCUCAGUAAAUUUGAGGCUUCUGCUCGUGCAUAAAUGUGUUUAAUUAUUUGAACAAAGAAGCUAUGGUAAAAUAGAUGGUAUAUAUUACUCCAA